Messenger RNA from Vombatus ursinus (common wombat), 2774 nucleotides. It is a transcript of the gene COL9A3, whose product is annotated as collagen type IX alpha 3 chain. The record is from RefSeq and is a predicted model, not a curated record. The transcript is spliced from 32 exons. NCBI's taxonomy places the organism in Eukaryota, Metazoa, Chordata, Mammalia, Diprotodontia, Vombatidae. The coding region runs from base 138 to 2189 and encodes 683 amino acids.
UUGGCUAUGAGCUUCUAGUUGGUUAUCGGACACUGAAGGGACUGGCUGGCGCAAGCAGGCGCUGAAAGGUGAAGGAGAGAAGCCUUCUGGAAACCAGGAAAGGAGGCAGCCAGCAGCAGCUUAACUCUGCAGGAGCCAUGGCUGCAACCUCUGUCUUGGUGCUGCUUUUUCUUAGUCAACUUGUAGCUACCUCCUUCGCUCAGAAAAUGGGACCCCGGGGCCCUGCUGGACCUCAAGGACCUCCUGGACCUCCUGGAAAAGAUGGCAUAGAUGGUGAAGCUGGUCCUCCAGGUCUGCCUGGCCCCCCCGGUAAGUGUGGCCCCAAAGGAGCACCAGGGAAACCAGGGAAACCUGGAGAAGCUGGACUGCCUGGGCUUCCAGGUGUUGAUGGUCUGACAGGUCAGGAUGGGCCCCCUGGUCCCAAAGGCUCACCUGGAGAAAGGGGUAGCCUUGGACCCCCAGGGCCUCCUGGGCUAGGGGGCAAAGGACUCCCUGGACCUCCAGGUGAGGCUGGACUGAGUGGCCUCCCAGGAGGAAAUGGAGUCCGUGGACCCCCUGGACCAUCUGGACUCCCAGGUCUGCCUGGUCCCCCAGGCCCUCCAGGACCUCCUGGACACCCAGGGGUUCUUCCUGAUGGUGCUGGUGACCUCCAGUGUCCAGCUAUCUGCCCACCUGGACCCCCUGGACCCCCAGGAAUGCCAGGAUUCAAGGGACCCACUGGUUACAAAGGGGAACAAGGAGAAGUGGGGAAAGAUGGAGAGAAGGGUGAUCCUGGUCCCCCAGGGCCUGCUGGUAUUCCUGGAACCAUUGGUCUACAGGGCCCUAGGGGCUUAAGGGGACUGACUGGUACACUGGGGCCACCUGGAGAUCGUGGACCGAUUGGCUUCCGAGGUCCCCCAGGAGUUCCAGGACCACCUGGGAAAGUUGGAGAUCGAGGAGAGAGGGGACCAGAGGGAUUCCAUGGGCCCAAGGGUGACCUGGGCAGGCCUGGUCCCAAAGGAUUACCUGGAGUAGCUGGGCCUAUUGGAGAGCCUGGUAUGCCUGGCAAAGACGGCAGAGAUGGGAUCCCUGGAUAUGAUGGUGAGAAGGGUGAGGCAGCUCGAUUUGGUGCUCCUGGGGAGAAGGGUCCCAAUGGACUCCCUGGGCUGCCUGGACGAACUGGGGCCAAAGGUGAAAAGGGUGAACUGGGCAACCAAGGAGAGCGAGGUGAAGCUGGCCCUUCAGGAGAACCUGGUAUGCCUGGAGAUGUUGGAGUUCCUGGAGAGAGAGGAGAAGCUGGACACAGGGGAUCAUCAGGGGCACUUGGUCCGCAGGGCCCACCAGGACCCCCUGGAGUCAGAGGCUUUCAGGGUCGGAAGGGCAGCAUUGGAGAUCCUGGUCUACCUGGCCCUCAGGGCCUUAGAGGUGGUGUUGGAGACAGGGGCCCAGGAGGAGCUAUAGGUCCCAAAGGAAACCAGGGUAUUGCUGGAGCUGAUGGUCUUCCUGGGGACAAAGGAGAACUGGGUCCUAACGGUCCUGUUGGACAAAAAGGAGAGUCAGGUAGUAGAGGUGAGCUGGGCCCUAAAGGUAUUCAGGGUCCUAAUGGUACCACUGGUGUCCAAGGACUCCCUGGCCAUCCUGGUCCAGCAGGCUUCCAAGGAGUACAAGGUGUCCCUGGAAUUACUGGAAAACCUGGGGUUCCUGGUAAAGAAGCCAGCGAACAACAUAUAAGGGAACUGUGUGGAGGAAUGAUUAAUGAACAAAUUGCACAGUUAGCUGCUAACUUAAGGAAGCCUCUAACUCCUGGAUCAAUUGGCCGACCUGGUCCAGCUGGUCCCCCAGGUCCUCCAGGUCCAACAGGAUCUAUUGGCCAUCCUGGGGCUCGUGGGCCACCUGGGUAUCGAGGUCCAACUGGAGAACUAGGAGAUCCAGGUCCCAGAGGUAAUCAGGGUGACAGAGGAGACAAAGGAGCUACUGGUGUAGGCAUUGAUGGGCCUGAUGGAGACCAAGGACCUCAAGGACCUCAAGGCGUCCCUGGAACUAGUAAAGAUGGUCGAGAUGGUGCCCAUGGUGAACCUGGGUUUCCAGGUGAUCCUGGCAUUCCUGGUGCAAUUGGUGCUCAGGGAACUCCAGGGAUUUGUGAUACCUCAGCCUGUCAAGGAGCUGUUAUAGGAGGAGGAGGGGAAAAAUCUGGCCCUAGAAGCUCAUAAAUGUAACUUAAGGAAAUGGACCAGUACUGAAUAUUUGAGUAAACAUUGAAUUAUGAAAAGACAAAUUGUUCCACAGAUAGACAGUACUCCCUUAUUAAUUUUAAUGAGCUCCAAGUUGUACAUGAUAAUUCAGCUCAAUGAAACACUAUGAGGAAAGCAUUUUCAAUACCUUACAUAUGGCCCUUCUUAAAAAGAAAAAAAAAGCUUAACCUAUUCCCUUCAAUACCUUUUAAUGACAACAAAACCCUCCUCCUACUUGCAGAAGGGGUCUAUUCUUUUUAGUAUCUUUUCUCCCUACAUAUAAUUGUCUAUUUGUAUACAAGAAUUAAACUUGAUUUCAUACCUCAACUUGCCAUAAGCAAUAAAUCUAAAACACUUCUAAGGGGGUUUAAUGUAUGUAAAUAAAAUUUUCAGGGGAGAAUUUUUGUAUAUUUCCGUAAGAUGACAAAGGAUAUUUAGCAACAUGUUCAUACCAAACUUCACUUUUUCACAAAUACUGUGCACAUAGCCAAAGAUUAUGAUGGAAUCCCAGUAAAAAAAGGAAGCUCAUUGUAUCCAGUAAUAUUAAGCUGGUGACACAGUACU